Cryptomeria japonica (Japanese cedar) is the source of this 949-nucleotide messenger RNA. RefSeq lists its product as uncharacterized. Lineage: Eukaryota; Viridiplantae; Streptophyta; Pinopsida; Cupressales; Cupressaceae. The record is from RefSeq and is a predicted model, not a curated record. The transcript has 2 exons. The coding region runs from base 155 to 718 and encodes 187 amino acids. Gene Ontology annotation, molecular function: protein binding.
GGAUCUCAAAAAUGAAAUUACUACAAUAAUCUGGUUGAAAAUUAACUACUUCUAAAGUAAGCUUGCUUUGCCUUCUAUAUAACUCUUAGGCAACUCUUUGCAACACACACAUUCUCUACUUCUUUCUCUCUUCGUUUCUUCAGAAGAAGUGGCCAUGAAGCCUAUGGCAUAUAAGCUUGCAUUAUUUGCAUUCAGGGUGUUUUUUUUUCUAAAUUUGGCUCCAUUGCAGCCCAUCCGUGCUUCCCAAAAGGCAACGUGUUCGUAUACACUGGAGGUGAAGACCAGGAACAAAUUUCUUCAUUUAGUUGGUAAACCAGGAAUCAAAGAUCCUGUUCAUGUGAGGUUCCGCAACAAAAGUGGAAUAGAGGUGUUCAAAAAGCAUCUGAACGAGAAAACGGAGAACACAUCAUUUGAGCCUGGUAAUAUUGAUCCAUUCAAUUUAAGUGGCCCUUGUUUGGAGGGUAAAAUCUGUCUACUGGAUUUUAUGGUUGACGGCACAAAUGAAUGGCGUCCUGACUAUGCCAAUGUCCGUCGUGAGAAUAUGGAGAAACCCGACACUUUCCAUUUCCAAGAAAAAUUCCCCCCCAAAGUGUGGCAUGGCCGUAACUACUGCGAUGACGAUGACAUUGCAGCAUCUGGUGUAUCAGAAAACUAUACUUUUGACAAUGGCCAGGGAAAUGUGAGACGGAACCGCAAAAGUCCAAGACGAGGACAUUAAAAAGGUAACUUGGUAAACCAUAUCUGGUACGAUGCAUCAAGAUAUUAAUAUUAUUCAUAUAUUGAUAUAUUGUAAUAGAUGUUUGGUGUGUAGCGGUUUCCAAUUGUAUGAGUGUGGAAUAUGGUCUCACUACUUUUGUCUCAAUAGUAAAAGAAUGUAUGUAAUGAUCGAAAUGUAUUAGUGAAUCAGUUAUUCAACUAUUAAUAAAGCAAUGGAUGAAAUAAAUCUUUA